GCAACCGUGUUGAGCGUCGCGUUAUUUUGUUUUCUGUUUUGUUUUUCGUUUCGUGUUUUUAGUUUUCUUCCUGUUAAUUUCCAAGUUUAUUUGUGACAAUCAUUAAAUAAGAGGUUUAUCUACAACGAACUAGUGAAAUUGCACGCCAAUCCACUGCCCUUUGAAGGACAACGAAGAGUGCAUUUAAAUGUUGCUGUCGGUGUGCAGCUGCCUCUGUGUGUGUGAGCCAGCAGCAACAGGUUUUCCAACUCAACUCAGUUUUCAUUUGUUUUCGAUAUUCCGUGGAGUUCGGUUCGCGUUGCGGGAAAAUCGAAUUGCAAUUUAAUGCAGCGUUCGGUGGAAAACGAGACGAGCCAUUAGUUGGCAACCCGUUUGGUUUUUAUAUUCGGCAUCGCAGGUGUGUAACGUCGCUCGGCGAUUCCAACGGGUUUUCCAGGAGGUUUUUGGCCCAUAACAAGUUAAAACUUGGCCAUAAUAUCACAGUUAACAAGUGCCACCGCAUCUCUGUGCUGACAAGUGUAUGUGUGUGUUUGAAAUACGCGUUUUCGAAGAAAAACCUCAACUCAAAACACGUAAAAAUCGAAAUGAAAAUGGAAAGUGUUCGACGACGAUCACGAUCAUCAGUUUAGGCCCGUUUUUUGAGCCAAAUAAAUAAACAAACCAACCAAACGACAACGAAAAAAAGAGCUUCUCCCAACCGGAAUGGAAGCUCAAUGACAAAUGAAUUAAUAAAACGGCAAAAUGAAGAAGCGUUCAAAGUUUAUCUAAACAUUCCCGCCAGCAAGCGAAACAAAGCGAAACCAAAACAACAAAAAAAGAAAAAACAAGUAUUAAAUAAAGAUACUCGAAUGCAAUGGAAGGAAAAAACGCUAGUUGUUGCUAGACUGUUUGAAAACAUUUCAAUUGUGUGAGGGAGCGUGGUAGAAGCUAAAGAUACGAACCGGCUUAAAAUGCCAAUAAUCACGGCCACGACAACGGCGACAGCCGGCGGAGGAGCAGGUGUGGCAGCCAGGGGCGUGGUCACCGCCAAGUCGCCCACCGAUUACCUAAUGCUCCAGCAGCAACAGCACCAGCAACAUCAACAGCAGCAACAGCACUUCGGCAAUCACUUCUAUCAACAGCAGCAGCCGCAACAGUUGGCGCCUCUGAAUGCUUCUCACCAACACCAGCACUCCCAUCCACAUCCACAUCCACAUCCUGUUGCCGCUCCGACCAGUUUUGCAACAUUUAACGGAAACUCGAAUCUAAAUUCUAGCCUUGCCAACGGAAGCAGCAGAAAAUUCAAUUGCAGCCGCGACAACGUGGACGAUAAUGCCGAUGUCGGCGAAAUUGCCGCAGUUUCCCAGACAUUGUCCCCUGGCUCAGAUGUGGUUGGUAACGGGAGCGGGAUUGGCAUGGGGAUUGGCAACGGGAACGGGGACAAGUCUGCCGGCUUAGCGCCACCAGGUGGCCAUCAUUUGCGCCCGCCACCGCCGCCGGCACUCAAGAAAUCCAACGCACCCGCCUCGGCAAUCGGGAGUUCCGCCUCUCGCGAGGAUGUCGCCUCCUUGAGUGGCACCUCCUCGCUGAACAGCCAGAUGUCGGUGCAUAAUCAGUUCAUCUCCGGAUUGCCGAGCAACGGCAUCGGCAUCGCCAGCAAUGGAGUCAAUGGAGGCCCAGCCACCGGACGAGGCGGUCCACCCAGCAGCAUUCUGAAGGGCAGCAAGGAGAACCUGCUGCAAAACACCUACUAUAAUGGCGAGACUGGGGACAGCAGUUUGGGCAGCGAGUGCGGAGUGGGAGAUGUCCAGCACCAACACCUCGAGAACAACGAUGACCCGGGCGACGGAUUGGGACCGCUUCCACCCAAAUGGGAGACUGCCUACACCGAACGCGGCGAACUCUACUUCAUCGAUCAUAACACUGGAACCUCCCACUGGCUGGAUCCGCGGAUUUCCAAGUAUCAGAAGAAGUCGCUUGAGGAUUGCUGCGAGGAUGAGCUGCCCUAUGGAUGGGAGAAGAUAGAGGACUCCAUGUACGGGAUGUACUUUAUUGACCAUGUGAACCGGCGGACACAGUACGAGAACCCUGUGCUGGAGGCCAAGCGACGGGCUGCCGAGCAGAGCCAACAACAGCAGCAGUUGCAAGAGCAACAGCAACGUCAGGAACAGCGGUCCAAGACACCCACUGUGCUGCCAGAGACACUGCCCACAGAGGCGGCUGAGGAGCAGGAACAGCAGGAGGAGGAGGCCCCCAUCAAGCUGCCCUACAAGUUCACCCGUAAUCCUGCAGAGCUGCAGGGCCAGCGUGUCAACACCACGCUGCUGAAGUCAUCACGCGGGCUGGGUUUCACCAUUGUGGGAAGCGAUGGAAGCGCUGGCGGGGAUGUGGAGGAGUUUCUGCAGAUCAAGACGGUGGUGCCCAAUGGGCCCGCCUGGCUGGAUGGUCAGCUGCAAACGGGUGAUGUCCUGGUCUAUGUAAACGACACCUGUGUGUUGGGCUACACGCAUCAUGACAUGGUCAACAUAUUUCAGUCGAUUUUGCCCGGCGAGAGGGCAUCCCUGGAAGUAUGUCGUGGAUACCCGCUGCCCUUUGACCCAAAUGACCCCAACAACGAGGUGGUGACCACCAUGGCGGUGGAUGGACGGGAGUCGGAGAAGCAGCGACGCCUCAACAUGGACGGCAACUACAAUUUCUUGGACUUGUCCGGUGAAGGAGCCAAAAAAGCGAGUGGUGCCAGCAGUGGCUUCAUUCUGAUGAAGAAACCUGAGCUCUACACUUUCUCAAUCAUGAAGGGCUCGAUGGGUUUCGGCUUCACCAUUGCUGAUUCCGCCUGUGGUCAGAUAGUAAAGAAGAUUCUCGAUCGCAACUGCUGCACCCAGUUGAUGGAGGGAGACGUAUUGCUGGAAAUCAACGGCUUGAAUGUGCGCAACAAGCCGCACUUCUAUGUGGUGGAGUUGCUGAAGGAGUGCAGCCAGACGACGCCCACAGCGGUGAAGAUUCAGCGAACGCCGCCUGACCAGCCAACCAAUAAUACGCUUGCCCAACUCAACCAAGUGGGCAAUGUGGCCAAGCUGCGGAAGAACUUUGUUGGCAGUGGCCUCUUCCGCAGUAAGACGCCCACAGCAGAUCUGUACAGCACUCAAGUGAAGGAGGUGCUGCCCAUGCGCCCAAAGACCCCCUUGGUGGACACGCGGCGGGCACGGGUUCAGACGCCCAGCAAUGAGAUUGACGGUGUUGGUGGCGAUGCGGCAGCGACGGAAAGAGAGGCCAGGCAACCGCUUCAGCUGCAGACCCAGGGCAAGUCGAACAGCAGUCUGCAGGAGCUGGACGACAUACCCUACAUGGAUCCAUAUCCCAAGAUUAGCCGGCUGAGCGAGCGUCUAGCGGAAGUGACACUCCAGGGAGACGCCAAUGGCGGCAUCUACGGGUUGCCGCCCAGUAUGCAGCCUCUACCACUGGCUCACCACGAGUCCUGCUACUGCUAUGACUGCCAGGCGCAGCGCUACCGCCCAGGGUAUUUUGUCCAGGCCCAGCAGGCAGCCAUGUCGGCAACCACCGGUCAGUACUCGCCGCUGCAGACGGCGCAUCUCCAAAACGAGCGGAUCCAGCGACGCGUCAACGAGCUGCUCAGCGAUCGAAGGCGCGUGGGCUUCGCCAACCUAGAUCCUCCCCACCACCAGCAGCAACAACAGCAGCAGAUGCAGCACUCGCCUAGCUGGCGCAAUGGAGCUCUGCUUGACGCCUCCGAGGAUGCGGACCAGUGCGAAUUGACCGAGGUUACCCUGGAGCGCCAGGCUCUGGGCUUUGGCUUUCGCAUCGUUGGCGGCACCGAGGAAGGAUCCCAGGUUACUGUGGGUCACAUAGUCCCGGGUGGUGCCGCCGAUCAGGACCAGCGCAUUUCCACCGGCGAUGAGAUUCUCAGCAUAGAUGGCAUCAACGUGUUGAACUCAUCGCACCACAAAGUGGUCUCUUUGGUGGGGGAAUCCGCGCUUCGCGGACAGGUGACCAUGAUCCUUCGUCGGCGCCGUACUCCACUACUCCAGCAGGCUCCAGUCAGCACGCAAUUGCGUCGUUAUCCAUAUGACGUGAUUGUCAGCCGGCAUGAAAACGAGGGCUUUGGAUUUGUUAUUAUAUCAUCAUCGAACCACUAUUACGGUUCGACAAUAGGAAAACUUAUACCGGGCAGUCCGGCGGAUCGUUGUGGAGAGCUCAAAGUGGGCGAUCGCAUAGUGGCAGUGAAUCGGAUUGAGAUAGCCGGCAUGUCGCACGGCGAUGUGGUGAAUCUCAUCAAGGAGUCUGGUCUUCAUGUGCGGCUCACCAUCGGUGUUCCGCUAAAGGAGGGCGGUCCCAGUCCUGGAGGCAGUAGCGCCGGGGUGGCCAGCAAUACACCCAUGCAGGCAUCUCCCAGUCUCUUGAAGGCACAACUCGCCCACCAGCAGCAACUCCCGCAGCAGCAACAGCAGCAGCAUCUUCAGCAGGCACAGCUGAACCACCACCACCAACAUCUGGAGAUGCCAAUGUCGAUGCCGAUGCCAGGAAAUGGAACCUAUUUGGAGCGACCCAGUAACAAUAUCGCCGCCACAUUGGCGCUGCACCAGCAGCCACAGUUAUGACUCUGAGAUCUACGCAUUCGGCUCUACAAGAGCUUUCUAUAGUGUUGGAUCGAUUGCAGGCCCAUAGUUUGUACUUUAGACCACAAAGUACUAACCCCAAAGACUGAAAUUAGUAGCAUAUAUAAGUCAAACCGAUUGCGAGUCUGGAAACGGUUCGCAAUUGCGUUAUUUAUACCAGUUUUAUUAAGAUCCGCUAUACCGUCUUAGGCUUAGUUAUUGCUUUUACUUAAUCGUUGAGAGAAUUGGCCAGUUUGUGAGACAUUUACCGAUUUUUAUACACUGUUUUAGAUACAUAAGAAUUGUACAAAUGUAAAGGACCUAAAUAUUUUACCUUGAGUAUGUAUGUUAUUCAAUCACGCUAGACAUUAAGAUGCAUUUAUCAAAUAUAUAUACAGAUUAUAAACAAAA
Molecule: messenger RNA, 5003 nt
Organism: Drosophila subpulchrella
Lineage: Eukaryota; Metazoa; Arthropoda; Insecta; Diptera; Drosophilidae
Gene: Magi
Product: membrane-associated guanylate kinase, WW and PDZ domain-containing protein 2
Exons: 6
Coding region: 951-4595 (1214 amino acids)
Biological process (GO): hippo signaling
Cellular component (GO): cytoplasm
Molecular function (GO): protein binding
Source: RefSeq, a predicted model, not a curated record